CACCAAGCCAGAGACAGUGAGGAGACUAGAGGAGAAGAUGAUGGGAAGAGACACAUUGAGGCAUGGAGAGACAUGGAGCUGGGAAUGGGAGGGAGGGAGCUGCCCAGAAACAUUGGAGAGAGCAGACCGAAGAAGACUGAGGCGGAUGGGGAAUGGGAGGGAAAGAGAUAGAGAGACACUGAGGGAGCCACAGAGACAAUGGGCCAUUGUGGGAGAAGGAGUGAGUGAGAGCCCAGAGCUCAGAGACUGAAGAGAAAUUCACAGAGAGAGAAGAAAAGGUUGGCUAACACACUGAGGCCAGGGUGCACAAAUGCCCUGGACUGGCAGAGACAGAGACGAGCAAGGAGCAAGGCCAGGUGGAGAGACAUGGGGUGGAGACGGAGACACGAGGAGGGCGAGGGACCCGCAGAGGCGGAAAGGCACUGAGCCGGAGGUGGGGUGUGGGUGAAGAGGUUUGGAAACCGAUAGGGAGGUGGAAAGAAAGACCUUGCUAUACCUAGAGCUGUUCAGAGACAGACAGACUGCUGCACCUGAGACACACACACACACACACACACACACACACACACACACACACACACACACACACACACACACGAGACUGAUGGAGAGACUCAGAGACACCAGGACGCAGACAAAGAACAAAAGAGAAACCCCUCAGAGAUGGAGGUGUGGAGGCAGAGCUGCAAAGUGAGAGAUGACAGGGAGACCAAGCGGGAGAAUGAGGCAGAGGCACAGGAACUGCAGGAGCAGCCACAGACAGAAGAGACUGAGAUCCAGGGCAAGAGAGAAGCUGGGAGCCAUAGAUGGAGAUGCUGAGAGACAUGGAGAGAGAGAGAUCCUGGGAAUUCCGAGACAGAUUACGAGAGGCCGAGAAAGAAACGAGGGACUGAGAAACAGCAAAGUGAGGCUGGCAGAGGUUUCCUCCUCUGUCCAGUGCUGAGCUGAGAUCUCAGAUCCCUAAAUACAAGGCCGUUCCUCUCCUAGGAGUGUCCAUCGAGGAAAGGCCGCCUUCGAUCAGAGCUCAGAACAAUCCAGAGAUUUCGAGGCCAGGAGAUAGCAUGUGCCAGACCCGGAGCACAGCCCACAGAGGCAUGGAGCUUGCAGGGAAGGAAAGGCAGCAGCCAAAGAUAACAUGGGGUUGGGGUCCUGAGCCCCCAGAAGCCCCACCCUCAGGGACACUGGUAGUCAUGGAGAGAGCCGCCCUAGCGAUAGGAUUCUAGACUCUUGGGCCCCGGGUGGGGCUAGUUGCUCGGGUUACCACAGGGAAGGCUCCCCAGUGACCCCCGAGGUCAGGGGAGUAGUAGCUGGAGCUGAGGGAUCCUGGGGGCAUCAUGGUGGCCACUGCCAUCCUUGCCUUCGGCUUCCUGCUGCUGGUGAUGUGCAGAGCUGGGCUCCCCUCUUCUCUUCCAGAUGCGAAUGGAAUCCAAGGUUUCUUCUCCCCGUGGAGCUGUGAAGGGGACAUGUGGGAAAGGCAAGCAUGUGGGGGCCAGGCGGCCGUCGAGAACCCAAACCUGUGUUUUCGGCUACACUGCUGUUAUGAGGAAGGGAACUGUUUCCACAAGACUCUUGACGAGAGCUUGCGAAAGAAACACCUAUGGACCUUGGGCUUAACGUGCGCUGGCCUGGUUAUGUUCAUCUUUUUCAUCUGUUUCUUCUGGUGGGCCAGACGUCGGGGCCUACAUAAGAGUCUGAAGAUGCCAGGCCGCUUGAGCGACUCGGGGAAACCGAAAACCUCCAGGAAGUCUUCUAUGUCUUCUCAUUCCUUCUCCUUCAAGAAGAAGGAGCAGUCUCCACUCCUAGCUGAUGGAGGUGGCCCUAAGCAGCUUGGCGAUGAUGCUGCAGAGGCCAUGGAAGGCACCGAGGAAGAGGAAGAGGAAGGGGAAGAGGAGGAUGAAUACUAGGGGCGCCAUGGCCCUUGAAAAAAUAUAGCCUUGGUUAAAGCCACUCUUACCUCGAUUUUUGGCCUGACCCUGGUAUGUGCCUGUA
This is a messenger RNA of Phascolarctos cinereus (koala), 1989 nucleotides long. The record is from RefSeq and is a predicted model, not a curated record. Lineage: Eukaryota; Metazoa; Chordata; Mammalia; Diprotodontia; Phascolarctidae.